AUUUUGGAGUUUUCAAAAUGAACGAAAUUUUACUUCCAUUGUGUAGAAUGGAUAUUCCUAAUUAAUUGCAGAAACACAAAAAUUCGAUGAUAAUGUUAUCACUGAAAUAUAUUUGCAUUUUUUUUAAAUAUAUUAAUUCUGAGUAGAUUUAAAUGUAACUAAACGCCGAAAUUAGUCGUAGCGUAACAAACAGUCAGCGCGCCGUGCAGCGGAAAUAAAAUCAGAUGGCAAUCCACUGCCACUGCCAGCGGCCCUCCGCCGCCUACAACGUCGUCUUCUCCGGUGACGUCGUUUACGCCACAGUCACGCGCGACCCCGCCGCCGUCUCCCAGUGGAUUCGCGAUGUCAGCUCCCUCUACGGCCACCGCCUCACCGUCGGCCUCGACAUCGAGUGGCGCCCAAACUACCUCCGCGGUGAACAGAACCCCGCCGCCACACUCCAGCUCUGCGUCGGGCGCUGCUGCCUGAUCUACCUGCUCAUCCACUCGCCCUACUUUCCCGUCCAGCUCAUCCGAUUCCUCUCCUACUCCGACCACAAUUUCGUCGGAAUCGGAGUCAAAUCCGAUCUGAGAAAACUCCAGCGGGAUCAUAGACUUGGGUACGGCGCGAAGACGGUGGAUCUGGGGAGAUUGGCGGCGGAUGUCUAUAAAAUGAAGGAAUUGAAAAACGUGGGAUUGAAGAAUCUGGCGCGAUUUGUGCUUGGGAAAGAGAUGGAGAAGCCGAAAUCGGUGACCAGAAGCCGUUGGGAUAACCCGCGGUUGACGGCGGAUCAAGUGCACUAUGCUUGCAUUGAUGCUUAUGUAAGUUUUGAGAUUGGUCGGGUGUUGAAUGCUUGUGUUUUUGGGUGAUUUCAAUGAUCAAAUUUGUUUGUGAUUUGAUAUGUGUUUUGAGUUUUAUUAUUAGAUGAAAUUUCUGGUGAUUUAUGGGA
Molecule: messenger RNA, 928 nt
Organism: Salvia miltiorrhiza (redroot sage)
Lineage: Eukaryota; Viridiplantae; Streptophyta; Magnoliopsida; Lamiales; Lamiaceae
Product: 3'-5' exonuclease-like
Exons: 1
Coding region: 225-848 (207 amino acids)
Biological process (GO): nucleobase-containing compound metabolic process
Cellular component (GO): nucleus; cytoplasm
Molecular function (GO): nucleic acid binding; 3'-5' exonuclease activity
Source: RefSeq, a predicted model, not a curated record